Molecule: messenger RNA, 768 nt
Organism: Rotaria sp. Silwood1
Lineage: Eukaryota; Metazoa; Rotifera; Eurotatoria; Philodinida; Philodinidae
Source: the annotation of a GenBank genome assembly
AUGAGAAUACGCAGAGAUAACCAAGCUGCAUUACAAGUAAACACAUUACAAAGUGCUCAUGGCACUGUAAUGGUUCUUGCAUGGAUGGUAUUCGCUUCAGCAGCUAUUCUAUUUGCACGAUACGGUCGUACGUUACGUUUUGGUUCUAAGGAAAAGUUAUUAGGUGAAAAGAAUUGGUUUCAAAUUCAUCGUUUGAUUGCUUGUUUAACUACAGUGACAACUCUACUCGGCUUUCUGCUCAUUUUGGCUGAAACACAAGGCACAUGGAUAACAUCUGAUGAAGGUCUUAUAUUUGUCCAUUCUGUUCUUGGUGGUAUAAUUGUUUGCUGUGCACUUUUACAAUCAUGGAUGGCACUAUUUCGUUGUCAUCCAGAAAGUUCAUUUCGUUAUAUUUACAAUUGGCUACAUCGAAUGACUGGAGCAUUGGCUUUUUUUCUUUCGAUACCAACCAUCUUUAUUAUGGUUACAAUUUUCAAUGAAAAUCGAACUGGUAUGAUCGUUAUUCUUUCACUUUGGUCUGGUUGGGUGGUUUUUAUCGUUAUUAUUUUGGAAAUUAUUCAAUUUCUUCGAAAAUUAUCCUUGGAAGCAGUGAAUAAGAGAAAUGAUACUGAACUAGCUGAGUACACUACAUAUUCGAGUGUCAAUGAUAGAAAGAGUGAUGCAACUGAUCUGGCACCUUGGAAUAAUCGAAUAUUAAUUUUGUUUCUAUUGCAUAUUGUUAUUUCUAUCGCACUCGCUAUUGCACUCAUUGUUCUUAUUUGGAAAUAG